AUGAAGACAAGAAGAAACGCAAGCAGAAGAGUUGAAGAAGCAGCUGCUGGAGGAAACCAAGCUCCUCAAGCCCCAGCUGCUGGAGAGCAAGUGCCUGUCAACCCAGCUGCAUUGACGGAUGGAGAAGUGAGAGCAGCACUGGUUCAGAUGGCCCAAGCCAUCACUGCUCAGGCACAUGCUAUCACAACCCAGGCCGCUAGAGAGGGUACUCCCAGUGAGAACCCACAUGCUAGCACCAUGGCUAGAAGACUGAGAGAUUUUACCAGAAUGAUUCCUCCAAUCUACUUCGGGUCCAGAACCAAAGAGGAUCUCCAGGAUUUUGUGGAUGAGGUUCACAAGAUUCUCUAUGUUAUAGGUGUUAAUGAAGAGGAGAAGGCUGAGUUGGAUGCAUACCAGCUCAAGGAUGUGGCUCAGGUGUGGUACAACAUGUGGGGAGAUGGUAGAGCACCAGGAGAAGUCCCCAUCACUUGGGACGUUCUCAAGAGUACAUUGCUGGAGAGGUUCUUUCCCAGGGAACAGAGAGAGGCUAAAGUUGAGGAGUUUAUCAACCUACGUCAGGGAGGUAUGUUAGUCAAAGAAUACUCCUUGAAGUUUGUUAAGAUUUCCAAAUAUGAUUCUUCGCUAGUGUCCAGUAGUAGGGAUAAAAUGAGCAGGUUUGUGACUGGUGUAUCAGAGGAUCUGGAGGAGAAUUGUCGGGAAUCCAUGUUGCAUGAUAAAAUGGACCUUGCUAGGUUGAUGGUACACGCACAACAGGUGGAGGAGAGUCGUCGGAGGAAGAGAGGCCGAGAAGGCAAGAAGCCUAGGCCCUGGGAUCAGGCUGGUUCUAGCACUGGUAGGAGUGCGUUUGGAGUCCAAAAAAGGCCCAAGUUCAAGAAGGGCAAUGAUUGA
Solanum pennellii is the source of this 888-nucleotide messenger RNA. RefSeq lists its product as uncharacterized. Bases 1 to 888 code for a protein of 295 amino acids. The record is from RefSeq and is a predicted model, not a curated record. The transcript has a single exon. NCBI's taxonomy places the organism in Eukaryota, Viridiplantae, Streptophyta, Magnoliopsida, Solanales, Solanaceae.